Glossina fuscipes is the source of this 2504-nucleotide messenger RNA. It is a transcript of the gene U4-U6-60K, whose product is annotated as U4/U6 small nuclear ribonucleoprotein Prp4. The transcript is spliced from 3 exons. The record is from RefSeq and is a predicted model, not a curated record. Gene Ontology annotation, biological process: mRNA splicing, via spliceosome. Gene Ontology annotation, cellular component: U4/U6 x U5 tri-snRNP complex. NCBI's taxonomy places the organism in Eukaryota, Metazoa, Arthropoda, Insecta, Diptera, Glossinidae. Bases 175 to 1806 code for a protein of 543 amino acids. Gene Ontology annotation, molecular function: U4 snRNA binding; protein binding; U6 snRNA binding.
AUUUAGUAUGGCAGUAAAUACAACCAUGGGAUAAUUUGCGCCGGUAAUUUCUUAUACUUUUGCUGUUUUAGUGUAAUAAUUUAAUGGUUUCAGCAUUUUUUCGGGUUUUGGAAGUAUUUGUGUUCUAAAAUAUCUGAUUUUUAGUUUUACUUUAAUAUAAAUUGUAAAACCACGAUGUCUGAUGAUGAUGAUAUCAAAUAUGUGAAACGUCAGAGAACAUUGCAUUACGGUUCACUUGAAGAAUCAGAACGUAAACGGCUUGCCGCGUCUUCGGCCGGAAUUCCAGCAUCGUCUUCGUCGCAAUUAGAGGACAUCGAUUCCGAUGAAGAUUAUGAGGAACAAAAGAAGUCUGCACCGUCCCCGCCAGCUGCACCUCUUCCCACUGCUGGAGCUUUAGUGAACAAAAUAGACGAUGAUUUUUUUGAUUUGGAAACAGAAGUUGCUAAAGAUAAGGUAGCACUUUUGGAAGAGUUUGAGCGCAAGAAGAGAGCACGCCAAAUUAAUGUAUCAACCGAUGACGCGGAAAUUAAACGCAACUUAAGGUACUUGAAUGAACCAAUUUGUUAUUUUGGUGAAGGGCCAGCAGAGCGACGUAGACGGCUUAAAGAACUGUUGGCAAGCCUGGGUGAAAAUGCCAUUAAAGAAAAGAAGAAUGAAGAGGAGGAACGUAAGCAACUGCAAAAGGAGCAGGAAAGUACAUGGUACCACGAAGGUCCGGAAACAUUGAGAGUAGCUAGGCUAUGGAUUGCUGAUUAUUCCUUGCCGCGUGCAAAAUGUCGUUUAGAAAAAGCGCGCCAAAACUUGAAAGUACCAAGUGCCACCAGAGCCGGUAGAAUGGUGGAAUUGCAGAAACGUUUACAAUCUUUAUCGGCGCACAGUAGUCAAGUGGGAGAUACUCGCCCACUGAGCGGAUGUGCUUUUAGCAACGAUUCAAAAUUUUUGUUAACAUCGUCUUGGUCCGGACUCUGCAAAUUAUGGAGUGUCCCUGACUGUAAGUUGCAGCAAACAUUGCGUGGACACACAAGUUAUGUCGGCGGUGUUGCAUUUCGCCCAAAUGUACAACAUGAUGAGAAAAACAUUGUAGCCAUGGCUUCAGGUGGUCAUGACGGAGCAGUUAAACUAUGGUCCUUUGGUUCUGAGGAAUCUAUUGCAGAUAUUACUGGGCAUAUGCCUCAUCGAGUAUCCAAGCUUGAUUUUCACCCUUCUGGCCGAUUUUUAGCUACAGCGUGCUACGAUGCCUCAUGGCGCCUUUGGGAUUUAGAGCAAAAAACCGAAGUUCUGCAUCAGGAAGGCCACGCGAAAUCGGUACAUUGUUUGGCUUUCCAAGCUGACGGCAGUGUUAUUGUUACAGGUGGAUUGGAUGCUUUUGGACGUGUUUGGGACUUGCGUACAGGUCGUUGUAUUAUGUUCCUCGAAGGACAUUUAGGCUCGAUAUUUGGAGUCGAUUUUUCACCGAACGGUUUUCAUAUUGCUACUGGUUCACAAGAUAAUACUUGCAAAAUAUGGGAUCUAAGACGACGUCAAUCUGUGUACACAAUUCCUGCACAUGUUAAUCUGAUUUCGGAUGUGAAAUAUCAACGUGACGGCGGCAGUUUUCUUGCUACGUGUUCUUAUGACUGCACAACCAAAAUAUGGUCUAACAAAACUUGGCAACCGCUAAAGACACUGGAAGGCCACGAUGCGAUAAGCAAAGUCGGCUCAAGAGUCCGCGGUAGAAAAGUUUCAAAUUUAGACUGUAACGGUCUGAAUUCGACCGUCAAUUUUUCUGUAUCCGAAAUCAUUUAUGUCGAGCUUCAGAGGUCGUGAUAGACGUGAACUUUUCUCAGAGGGCGUUUAUUGGGCCAUACACAAUAAAUAUAUCUGGUUUCUCCAGUGCAGUUCACAUCCCUAGCUUAUAGCGAUUGUCUAACUCUCUGGAGAGUGCCGAUUACGAAAAAUGAAUCCGUUUGCCAUCGGGCGCCGUAAGGUAAAGUUUAUAACAGUCGCUCACGUUAAACAAAAGCGACAUUUGUCAAGCACCGGAAAUCACAAGAAUUUUGAUCAGAGACUACUACAGCUAAAAAUGAUAAAGAAAUGGGAAAUAUCAGUGUGCAUAACGGUUGAAUUCGAUGGUUUUGGUCUUCGUUCACAUAAAAUAACUGUUUUCUACUCAAUAUUAUUGAUUUAUUUAGCGUACGCCGACGCUUAAAAUUCCUCUUCGUCCAAAUUCAUCAUAUUUGUUGUUUAUUUGGAGAAAUCUACUGGCGAAGCCCAUCAAACUCGUGCACACCAGACUUAUGAUGAUGUUUGUCCAUCCAAACCGCGGGCUUGCGGGACCGUUGAAGAAGGGGCAAAUUGCCCAUUUAAUGAUAUCGCCAUUUUGCACAAAAAUAUUAUAAAAUAUAGUAGUAAGUGAUUGCAACUAAUUUGAUUAAUCUACGUUGUACCAAUUUUCCGCAAUAAAUGCGUUUUUCAAGUGAAAAACUGAUCAAAAUUAAUGCAAACACCUAAUAUUAGUUUAGGGA